Messenger RNA from Ananas comosus (pineapple), 2768 nucleotides. Its product is annotated as glycerophosphodiester phosphodiesterase GDPDL3-like. Gene Ontology annotation, molecular function: glycerophosphodiester phosphodiesterase activity. Bases 266 to 2527 code for a protein of 753 amino acids. The record is from RefSeq and is a predicted model, not a curated record. NCBI's taxonomy places the organism in Eukaryota, Viridiplantae, Streptophyta, Magnoliopsida, Poales, Bromeliaceae. The transcript is spliced from 9 exons. Gene Ontology annotation, biological process: lipid metabolic process.
AAAAAAAAACACAACACCAACACAAUGAACUGGACCAACCCCACCUUCGCCUGAUCACCUCUCUCUCUCUCUCUCUCUCUCUCUCUCUCUCUCUUUCACAUUUCUCCUCUGCCACCAUUGUUUCAGAGCUUGGUUCAUCUCCUUCCUCAUCCCCGUGGAGAGCCCAUUUCUCCAUUUUCGCUCUCUCUGAAGCUCCGUAGCUACUCUUGGUUUGAGGAGCUUUGUGAUCAUCGGGGCAUUUGGUGAUCUGGGUUUUGUGGGUACAAUGUGGGGGAGUGUUUGUAGGGGGGAGUUCUCCUCCUUCCUUGUUGCAUUCCUGCUUCUGCAGCAGCUCCAGCUGGGGUUUGUAGCCGCUCAGGGAGGCAAAGCUUCUCCAUGGAUGACCCUGAGUGGUAAUGCUCCAGCUAUAAUAGCUAAGGGCGGCUUUUCGGGGUUAUUCCCUGAUUCCAGCGCAUACGCAUACAAUUUCGCAUUGGCCGCCAGUUCACCUGCUACAACUUUAUGGUGUGACGUGCGGCUCACAAAGGAUGGCAUUGGAAUUUGCCUGCCUGAUUUGAAGUUGGACAAUUGCACGGAUAUUCAAAACAUUUAUCCCGACGGAAAAAAGGACUAUGUUGUUAACGGCGUGCCGACGUCAGGGUGGUUUCCUGUGGACUAUAACAGCACCGAGCUAUUAUCGCAAGUUGCUCUACGACAGUCCAUCUAUACUCGCACCGACCGAUUCGACUUCAGCCUUUAUGCUAUACUCACGGUUGAUUACAUCGAAUCUCAAUUCAAGCCACCCGCUCUUUGGUUGAAUGUGCAGCAUGACAUGUUCUACACCCAACACAAUCUUAGCAUGAGAAACUAUAUUAUAGCAAUAUCAAAGCGUGUUGUUAUAAGCUAUAUCUCAUCUCCUGAAGUUAGCUUGCUCACCAGCAUAGCUGCAAGAGUAAGCAGCAAAACGAAGCUCGUCUUCCGCUUUCUUGAUGCAACAAUUGCUGAACCUUCGACGAACCAAACAUACGGUUCACUGUUGAAGAACCUUACUUUCAUUAAGACCUUCGCAUCCGGGAUUCUUGUUCCGAAAAACUAUAUAUGGCCUGUGACGUCCGACAAUUAUUUACAGCCCUCUACUUCGGUUGUGACUGAUGCCCAUAAAGCAGGGCUGGAAAUUUAUGCUGCAGAUUUUGCGAAUGACAACUCGUUUAGCUUCAACUACAGUUAUGAUCCGUUGGCCGAGUAUCUCAAUUUCAUUGACAAUGGCAUUUUCUCUGUCGAUGGUGUGGUGUCGGACUUCCCUAUAACCCCAUCAGAGGCUGUAGGUUGCUUCUCCGGAUUAAACAAAAGCAGCUUGGACCACGGAAAGCCUGUAAUUAUCUCACACUACGGUGCGAGUGGAGACUACCCGGACUGUACCGAUUUGGCUUAUCAAAAAGCAGUUGAUGAUGGCGCUGAUGUUAUUGACUGUCCUGUUCAAGUAACUAAAGAUUGGAUACCUAUUUGCAUGAGUUCUAUUAAUUUGAUGGAUGAUACUACUGUUUCCUUAUCAAACUUCAGCAGUCUCACCUCCGUUAUCCCGGAGCUUCAGACUGGUCCUGGAAUUUUCACCUUCAAUCUCACUUGGGCUGAGAUUGAGACCUUACAACCGGUGAUUUCAGCCCCGGAGAGCAUUUACCAUCUGCAAAGAAACCCAAGAUACAAAAAUGCAGGAAAGUUCAUGAAGUUAUCUGAAUUUUUGGCCUUCGCAAAGGACAAGGAAUUAUCCGGAGUUUUGAUUACGGUAGAGAACGCUGCGUUCAUGGCCCAGAAACUAGGGUUUAGCGUGACGGAUGCUGUAAUCCAUACCCUAAGCGACGCAGGCUACAACAAUCAGACCACACUACAAGUCAUGAUUCAGUCCUCCAACAGCUCAGUCCUGGUCAAAUUCAAGCAACAAACCAAGUACAAUCUUGUUUACUUAAUCGAUGAGUCAAUCAACGACGCCACUCCGUCGGCUCUUGCUGAUAUAAAGAAGUUUGCCGAUGCUGUGGCUAUUGAUAAAAAAUCGGUCUUCCCCGAAAACCUAAAGUUCAUCACGGCCCAAACCAACCUCGUUAGCCACCUGCAGAAAGCCGGCUUGUCGGUUUACGCUUAUGUUUUAAGAAACGAGUUUGUUUCGCAAGCUUGGGAUUUCUUUUCUGAUCCGACGGUGCAGAUCAAUUCAUAUUUCCAGGGAGCUGGGGUGGAUGGGGUCGUCACUGAUUUCGUUGCCACGGCAAGAAGAUACAAAAGGAAUCUUUGUAUGAACAUGGGGAACAGCAUGCCGAGCUACAUGAGUCCGGUCCAGCCCGGCGGGCUCUUCCAGCUUACCGCUCCAGCCCAGCCGCCAGCCCUGCCCCCGAUGCCCAUCCUGACAGACUCCGAUGUCGUGGAGCCGCCUCUCCCUAAUGCCACACUGGUCCCCGCGCCCAGCUCGCAGCCUGCCGGCGCCGUGCGUGCUGCCACUGCCACAUCGAUAUUCAUGCUGAUCGCAGCAGCGAUCUGCGCGGCUCUGCUCCUAGUUUGAGACUCUGGGGGACUGCUUGCUGUUACCUUUUGUAAUUUCUGGCGAUUUCUUUUUCCUUUUGGUGGUGUUACUGUUAUUAUUUUUGGGCUUGUGGGAUUUGGUCAUUUUGUUAAUUUUAUCCUAGUGGGAGAAAGAGAGGGAUCUUUUUCUGUAACAUUUGAAGAGUAAAUGUGGGAAAUAGGUACAUCAGUUUACACUGAUGAUUGAUGGGUGAGUGAGUUGGGGCUUGGUUACUUCAUUA